This is a messenger RNA of Olea europaea var. sylvestris, 1650 nucleotides long. Its product is annotated as extensin-2-like. The record is from RefSeq and is a predicted model, not a curated record. NCBI's taxonomy places the organism in Eukaryota, Viridiplantae, Streptophyta, Magnoliopsida, Lamiales, Oleaceae. The transcript has a single exon. Gene Ontology annotation, biological process: plant-type cell wall organization. Gene Ontology annotation, molecular function: structural constituent of cell wall. The coding region runs from base 87 to 1292 and encodes 401 amino acids.
CAUUUUCCAUAACAAAAGGCACAAACAAAUUUGGUUGAUAGAAGAAUAAAGUUGAGAUUUUUCUGAUUCUUUCUUCAUUAGAAGCAAUGGGGAGCUUCAGGGAACCCCAUCUAUGGGUUCUGCUAGCUCUUUUCUCCUUGAUGGUGGCAAGUACAAGUGCCGACGAUGGCUACAAGUCACCACCUCCACCACCUUACAAGUAUGAAUCACCUCCACCACCUCCUUACAAGUAUGAAUCACCUCCGCCACCUCCUUACAAGUAUGAAUCACCACCACCCCCUCCUUACAAGUACGAGUCACCUCCGCCACCUCCAUAUGUCUACAAAUCUCCACCACCACCACCAUACAAGUAUGAAUCACCUCCACCUCCACCAUACAAGUAUGAAUCACCUCCACCACCUCCAUAUGUUUACAAAUCUCCUCCGCCACCGCCUUAUGUCUACAAGUCACCACCGCCUCCACCUUACAAAUAUGAAUCUCCACCACCUCCCCCAUACAAGUAUGAGUCACCACCGCCCCCUCCUUACAAAUAUGAAUCACCUCCACCACCUCCUUAUGUCUACAAGUCUCCACCACCUCCACCUUACAAGUAUGAAUCUCCACCACCUCCCCCAUACAAGUAUGAAUCACCACCGCCCCCUCCUUACAAAUACGAAUCACCUCCAUAUGUCUACAAAUCUCCGCCGCCACCACCUUACAUCUACAAGUCUCCUCCACCUCCGCCAUACAAGUACGAGUCACCUCCACCCCCACCUUACAAGUAUGAAUCACCACCACCGCCUCCUUAUGUCUACAAGUCACCACCUCCCCCUCCAUACAAAUACGAAUCACCUCCUCCACCCCCAUAUGUCUACAAAUCUCCACCACCCCCACCAUACAAGUAUGAGUCACCACCACCCCCACCAUACAAGUACGAAUCACCUCCUCCACCUCCAUAUGUCUACAAGUCACCACCACCUCCACCUUACAAGUACGAGUCACCUCCUCCACCUCCCUCAUACAAGUAUGAAUCACCUCCAUAUGUCUACAAAUCUCCACCACCACCUCCUUACGUCUAUAAGUCACCACCACCCCCACCUUACAAGUAUGAAUCACCUCCUUACAUCUACAAGUCACCACCACCUCCACCUUACAAGUAUGAGUCACCACCACCACCUCCUUACAUCUACAAAUCGCCACCGCCUCCACCUUAUGUCUACAAAUCUCCCCCACCCCCACCUUACAAAUAUGUCUCACCACCACCACCACCCUACAAGUAUGAGUCACCCCCGCCUCCACCUGUUUAUCAUUAGAAUUUAAUAACAAGUCCACCACCAAAGCAUUGAAAGACCCCACUACCAUUCACAAUUUCAGUAUCAACUUUUCAUUUUAAACGUCAUCUUUCCACAAUAAGCUUUCUUCUGUUUUCUUCUACACGCAAAUAAAGUUUUUUUAUCCGCCCUUGUUGUGAAGUACUACAAUACCUUCCAGAAAGGAACUACCUGGUUAGAAAAAGAAGGGACUCAUAAGCUCCAUAUAUCUGGGCCAGAUUUCCAAUCUAUGUUGAUGGUAUUGCAGGUGUAGCAUGUUUGUGAACUUUGAAUCUGUUUUCCUUUUCAAGUUAUUGUACCCCAUGCAAACAAUUAAUAAAAUUGGUUUAUUAUAUCUUGA